CCCAGUCUGAGCCCCUGGUGUGUCCCCUGUCACUCCUUGGUGGGAUCCCCAGUUGUGUGCCCCCAAAGACUACCCAACCACCUGGGAGCCCUGGCUGACACUCUGCUUAAGGGGCUGCUGUUGUUCAGCAGGGGCUGCGCUGAGUGAGACAGGUACAGCCAAGGGGGGAGGGUCUGAGCCCUGGCAUGGCUGGGAGCCCUUGGUGAGGUGACCUAGUGUUAAGCACAGGCAAAGUCAGAGUCCAGCCUCGCUGCAGCUGUAGGCCUCUGGGAAAACUGUCCCAGCUUAGGCUCCCUCAUGAAGGCUGUCCACCUCAGCUCCCCUACUUCCAGCCAGCACAUUCCUUAGGAUGGCCUCAUGAGUAAGCUGGAGAACCUGAAAGAAGACCCAGCUGACCUCUGGGAUAGGAGUGGAUCCUGCCCUAAGAAGAACAGCCGAUGCCCUCUUCAGUCACCCUGAUGCCUGGCAUGGCCCAGCCUACAUGGGUCACCAUGAACAUCCCAGGAGGCUCAGAAGUGAAGGCCCAGCCCCAUUCACUCAACCAUGAGAACUUUUCUGGACAGAGCCCAAGGCACAGUGCAGAAAGCCUCUACCUUCCUGCUGGAGGCUCUCCCAGUUAGGUCAUAGCUUAACCAUCUCAUUGGCCAGGGAAGCAGAAGACCUCAGAAAUACUUAUGGGAGAAUAGUGUCCACGGAAUAUGGUCUUCAGACUAUAGAGUGAAUCACCCUCAUGCAGUCUGAGUGCCGGACCAAGACACUGUGCCACUAAAACCAACCCAUGCUAGAGAAUGUGUCUGUGUGGGUGGCAUGGGCCAAGGAUGCACUGGAAUGAUUCACUUACUGUCCCAGGAAAAGGCAGCAUAGCCCUUCCCCUUGGGCCCACCCCUUGGCCUCACCCCAGAUCAUACUAGAAUGGAUUAGGCAGCAGGCUACCUGCCCAGACCCCGAAGCACCUGUGGAGCAGCCAGAGGCUUAGUGGCUGCCACUCACACUGCACAUGUCCUGCAUCUCUUUUUUACCUGUUUCCUGUUUUUAUUACUUCCCUGAAUUUUGGCCAGGGCACCAAACUCGUCUCUGGGGCCAAGGUGAUGCCAGGCUACCUGUCUCUGACAGCUACUGGUGUUCUUUUGGGUCAGUGGCCAGCCCCCCAGUGUCCCUGCUGGCUGCCCUGAUCUCUGUAGGGCUCCCAGCUCCUUGCAGUUCAGCACCUAUUCUGGGUGGAGGUGGGAAGAGAGAGCCACAAUUAGAUAUAGUAAAGAAACUUAUAUGACAGGUUCAUUGGGUUACAGUGAAGCUGGAGGAGUCUUUAAGGCCCAGGGUUCUCAAACUCCAGGGAAAAUUCAGGCAAUGGGGAGUCAUUGAAAAUUUUUAAGCUGCAGAGUGAUCUGGAUAUUUUGUGGUUAGAGAGAUCCCUCUGCCACCACCAGGAUGAUCUUUGGAUUGGAAAAGGAGUCUGGCAUAAGUUCUCUGUGGUAGCAUUCACAGGGAAGUGAGAGCCCAGAGGGCAAAGUGGCUAACACUCUUUUCAAGGGCAGUGGGGUAGGUACUUAAGCUGAACCUUGGCCGGGCCUUGUGAAUUCACCUUGAGAAAAGCACUUGUUCUCAGCACUGCAAGGCCCCAUUAGCUGACUUCCCCGACAUUGCUUGCUUGCUCCCCUCCCACAGACCAAGCAGAUGAGGAGGGAGGAAAGGGCACUCUAUCCAAAACCAGGGCUGCUGUCCAAAGUCUAGGCUACCUGAGAGGAGAUGCCAGCCUGGAGGCAGUCAACAGCUUGGCCGCAUGAUGGCAGCAGAGAACCAACUGUUGACUACUGCACACCCACUCCCCACUCCCAAACAGGUGACCAGGGAAGGCCCUUGAAAUUUAUUCCCAAUUCCUAGAAGUCUCUCCCAAUAUCCUGAGCCAGGAUGGAGGUCCCAAGAACCCAUGCCUCGGUGCCAGGCAGGGAACAUUUUAUUUCAGUUUUGUCCCGCUUGACUACCUUUUAGACACGUUGACUGUGGAAUAUAGGAAUGGUGCCAUAAUUUCUGAAGGUGUCUAUUCAUUUCCGGGCAAUUCAGGUUAGAGAAGGGAGUGCCUUUUAUGUUGCCUCAGGUGCAGUAUGCUUCCAGCACUGGGUGUGGCCACCCUGUGCUCUUCCCCACCUCCCCCCAGUUGCUCCAGGAGCUCCAGCCUGGAGGGGUAGGGAAGUCCCGAAUUAGGAAUCGGUGAAGGGGGGUGUAAGUUAUUCAGAGUGAACUGUUUUGGGGUGGGUGUAGCACAGGGUGUAUGGCACCCACAAAAUGGACUUGGCCCCACCCAGAUCAGGUAGGCUUCCUGGAGGAGAUGCCACAUACGUUGCAAGAGAAGGAAGGGGAAAAUGUGUUCCUGGAAGGAGGAACUAGGAGUAUAGGCUGGAGAUGAGUGGAGGAGGUUCUCGUAGGGCCAGGCUGAAUCUUGUUGGGCUGUCUCCUCUCCUCACCCGCACUCCUUACCCUCCAAAUCUCUGGGACUCACAGUUCACUCAGAACUCAACCUAGGGUCACUCAGUGAAGCUUUCCCUCUCUCCAGGGCCCAGGUGCACCUGGCUGAGGGGGAUAUCAGGCUAAAGAUGUCCCCCAGGACACUCCAGUGUUGGGGGGUGUAGUUCCCAAAGGGCAGAUGCUGAGAGAUGGCAAGAGCAGACCUGGGUUGACUCCCUUACUCCCACCCUGCACAAAAUCACAGCCUGGAGAGAGAACUCUGGGCAAUCACCUCAUUUUGGAGACUGAAAGCCUGAGGCCCAGCAAGGCUAACAGAACAGGUUAGAGGUGCCCUGAAAGCCAAAGCCCAUGUCUCCUGCAUAUCGGGGAGGUGCUGGAGCAGAACCAGGAAGGAAGGCCAGCACUUGUGUUCUGUUGACCCCAUCCCUGCAGCUGCCACCUACUGAGGCAGUGGUAGACAGGGCAGAGCUAGGGUUGGGCCUCCAUGUAAGUUGCUUCUCCUCUGACUCUAAGAUCCAGCCAACAGGGUGGGCCCCAUCUUAUAACUCCCACUGCCCUGGGCAGGCCGGAUGCAAGGCAGUAGCCUCUGAUCGCCAUCCUGUCACAGUCAGCCCAGAGCAGGUCCACAGAGGGAUAGUCCCAGAAGGGAAUGGCAACCCACUCCAGUAUACUUGCCUGGAGAAUCCCACAGACAGAGAAUCCUGGUGGGCUACAGUCAUAGAGUUGGACAUGACUGAAUAACACUUUCACAGAGGGUAGUGCCACUCCUGGGGUCUCCUCACACCUCCCCUGUGGUUCUCCACACAUUCCUGGCUUCUGGUCCCCACAAGGAGGGUCCCCUGGGCCCUGACCAGGAACGAGUGUCUGAGGAUGUUGCUGUAUCCUGGAGCCGAGAGAAGGAUACCAAAUGGUCCUCAAACGUACUGGGGCAACCCCUCCCACUUCCGCCCAGUCGAUCGUCAGGGGGCGGGACAGAACAGCUCAGAUCUACUAAACGUCUCUCCGGGCCACCCUACACCCACUCACCCACAGGCCACUGAGAAAAAAGGGUCCAAGCCUAGGUGUAGGACCCAGGCUUCUGAGGGCGGGGAAAGUCGGCUAGGCAGAGGGGCUGGGCUAGGCCAGCCAGCCAACCAGCAGGCCCCGCCCACAGCUCCGCCCCCACGCCCUGGUCCUGUCCGCCUGCCGGGGUAGCUCCGACAGACUUUGCUCUAAUCUCCGGUUGGGAGCCGCAACAAGAGCAACAGGUGAGGCGGCCUCUCUGUCUAUGUGUGCCCGCCCGCUCCAGGCGCUCGGACGCUGACUGCAGGAGAGGGCUGUGGGCCUCUCAGGAGUCCUUGUGGGGUCAGCUGCCCCAGGGCUCCCCGGAUCGACCCUCGACGCGGGUCCCAACCCAGACUUCGAGUCUGCUCCCAACCAGGCCUGGGUCUGCGGGAACCUCCACAGGGCCCUACCUGGGCCUCGAUGGAGCUCCACCCGCCGCUGUUCCAGCCUUUCCUCUUACUGCUGCUGCUGCUGCCGACGCUGCCGGCGGUGCCCGAGACUGGCGGGUCCUGGCAGUGCCCGCGCAUCCCGUAUGCUGCUUCCCGCGACUUUGCAGUGGAGUACUCGGUGCCCAGCUUCUCCGCCGGCGGUCCGGUACAAGCCGUUGCAACCUACGAGGGCGGCAGGGAAGGGAGUGCGGUGUUCGUGGCCACACGCAAUCGCCUGCAUGUGCUUGGACCUGAUCUGCAGCCAGUUGAGAGCCUGGCCACCGGCCCUGCUGGGGCCCCUGGCUGCCAGACGUGUGAGGCCUGUGGCCCAGGCCCUCACGGCCCGCCCGGAGACACAGAUACGCAGGUUCUGGUGUUGGAACCCGCGCUUCCCGCACUGAUCAGCUGUGGCUCCAGCCUUCGUGGCCGCUGCUUCCUCCAUGAGCUAGAGCCGGGCGGGACAGCCCUGCACCUGGCGCCACCGGUCUGCCUUUUCUCAGAGCACAAUCGGCCAGAGGACUGUCCUGACUGUGUAGCCAGCCCUCUGGGCACCCUCGUGACUGUGGUUGAGCAGGGCCAGGCAUCCUAUUUGUACGUGGCAUCGUCACUGGACUCGGCGGUGGCCGCCAGCUUCAGCCCGCUCUCGGUGUCCAUCCGGCGGCUCAAGGCCGACGGUUCAGGAUUCGCAGCAGGCUUCGCAGCGCUCUCGGUGCUGCCCCAGCACCUCGAUUCCUACCGCAUCGAAUAUGUGUACAGUUUCCACGCCGGAGCCUUCGUCUAUUUCCUGACGGUACAGCCCGCCGACGUGGCAGCUGCUCCUGGCGCCUUGCACACGCGCCUGGCACGGCUCAGCGCUGUCGAGACCGACCUGGGAGACUACCGAGAGCUGGUCCUCGACUGCCAUUUCGCCCCUAAACGUCGGCGACGUGCGGCCCAUGAGGGCGGGCAACCCUACCCGGUGCUGCGGGCGGCCCACGCUGCUCCAGUGGGCGGCCACCUAGCCGCUGAGCUGAGCAUCCCUGAGGGGCAGGAAGUGCUCUUCGGUGUCUUCUCGGCUAGCAGAGACAGCAGCCCAGGUGCAGAUCCCAACUCUGUGGUCUGUGCGUUCCCUGUCCACCUGCUGGACACUCUCAUCGAGCAGGGCGUAGAGCGCUGUUGUGAGCCUCCGGUCCCCCCUGGCCUCCGGCGAGGGCUGGACUUCUUCCAGUUGCCCAGUUUUUGCCCAGAUGCGCCUGGUCUGGGGGCCUCCAGCCCCAAUAUCAGCUGCCGCCACUUCCCUCUGCUCGUCAGCAGCAGCCUCUUACGGGUGGACCUAUUCAACGGGCUGUUGGGACCAGUGGAGGUUACGGCACUGUACGUGACGCGCCUCGACAACGUCACAGUGGCCCACAUGGGCACAGCCGACGGGCGCAUCCUGCAGGUGGAGCUGGCCAGGUCUCUCAACUACUUGCUGUACAUGUCCAACUUCUCACUGGGCAGCAAUGGGCAGCCCGUGCAUCGGGAUGUCAGACGCCUUGGGGACCACCUGCUCUUUGCCUCUGGGGACCAGGUCUUCCAGGUACCGAUCCGGGGCCCUGGCUGCCACCACUUCCUCACCUGUGGGCGCUGCCUGCGGGCACAGAGUUUCAUGGGCUGUGGAUGGUGUGGGGGCAUGUGUGGCCGGCAGAAGGAGUGUCCUGGCUCCUGGCAACAGGACUAUUGCCCACCCGUGCUUACUGAGUUCUAUCCCCGCAGUGGACCCCUAAGGGGCAGCACAAGGCUGACCCUAUGUGGCUCCAACUUCUACCUGUACCCUCCUGGUCUGGUGCCUGAAGGCACCCAUCAGGUCACUGUGGGUCGAAGUCCCUGCCGACUGUUACCUAAAGGCAACUCAGACCUCAGCCGACUGCCCCGGAAGGACUUCAUAGAGGAUUUUGAGUGUGAGCUGGAGCCCUUGAGCACACAGGUAGCCGGGCCUGCCAACGUCAGCCUCACUGUGACCAAUAUGCCACUGGGCAGGCACUUCCGGGUAGAAGGUACCUCCAUGCUAGGAGGCUUCUCUUUCAUGGAGCCAGUGCUGACAGCAGUCCGACCCUUCUUUGGCCCUCGGGCAGGAGGUACCUGCCUCACCCUUGAAGGCCGAGGCCUGUCUAUUGGCACCAGCCAGACUGUGCUGGUCAAUGGGACUGAGUGCCCACUGAAACAGGUCAGCGAGGGGCAGCUUUUAUGCACCACGCCCCCUGGGGCCGCUACUGCCAGCGUUCCCAUUCGCCUGCAGGUAGGGGGCGCCGAGGUGCCUGGCUCUUGGAACUUCCACUACCGGGAAGACCCCAUCGUCCUGGGCAUCAGCCCCAAAUGUGGCUAUACUGGUUCCCACGUCACCAUCCGCGGCCAGCAUCUGACUUCAGCAUGGCACCUCACGCUGUCAUUCCAUGAUGGGGUCAGGGCAGUGGAGAACAGGUGUGAGGGGCAGCUCCCGGAGCAACACAGGUGCCGCCUGCCCGAAUACGUGGUCCGAGGCCGCCGAGGGUGGGUGACUGGGAACCUGAGUGUCCGUGGGGAUGGAGCUCCUGGCUACACACUGCCUGGCUUUCGCUUCCUGCCUCCACCCCACCCACCCAGCAAGGACCUGGCCCCCCUGAAGCCUGAGGAGCACGCCAUUAAGUUUGAGUACAUCGGACUGGGCACUGUGGCUGACUGCGUGGCUGUGAAUGUGACUGUGAGUGGCAAGAGCUGCCAGCACGAGCUGCGGGGGGAUGUGGUCGUCUGCCCCCUGCCCCCCUCCCUGCCACUUGGCAAGGACGGUGCUCCACUGCAGGUCUGCGUGGAUGGUGGGUGCUACACCCUGGGCAAGGUAGUGCGGCCAGGUCUGGAAGGGGUCUCCCAGAGCACGCUCCUUGGUGUCCUCCUGGCUCUGCUUCUGCUUGUGGCUGUGCUGGCUGCCAUACUGGUCUUCAGUUACCGCUGGAGGAAGCAGCUAGUUCUUUCUUCAAACCUGGAAGACUUGGCCUCCCUGGACCGGACCCCUGGAGCCAUGCCUCUGCCUCUGCUCCGCUCAGGCUCGGAUUACAGAAAUGGCCUUGCCCCUCCUACCACUGGCCAGGAUUCUUCCACUCAGGUCCACAGAAUAUCCUCCUCAGACAGCGGGGAUGGGUCCCGUGUCCCAUUGCUGCGGAAAGGAUCCAUCCAGCUUGGGGACCUGGACUCUGUGCUCCUGGCUGAGGUCAAGGAUGUACUGAUUCCCCAUGAAAGGGUGGUCACCCACGCUGACCGAGUCAUUGGCAAAGGCCAUUUUGGAGUUGUCUAUCAUGGAGAAUACACAGAUGAGGCCCAGAAUCGAAUCCACUGUGCCAUCAAGUCACUGAGUCGCAUCACAGAGGUGCAGGAGGUGGAGGCCUUCCUGCGCGAGGGGCUGCUCAUGCGCCGUCUGCACCACCCGAAUGUGCUGGCUCUCAUUGGCAUUGUGCUGCCCCCGGAAGGGCUGCCCCGCGUGCUGCUGCCCUACAUGCGCCACGGAGACCUGCUGCAGUUCAUCCGCUCACCCCAGCGGAAUCCCACAGUAAAGGACCUCAUCAGCUUCGGCCUGCAGGUGGCCCAUGGCAUGGAGUACUUGGCCGAGCAGAAGUUUGUGCACCGGGAUCUGGCUGCUCGGAACUGCAUGCUGGAUGAGUCAUUCACGGUCAAGGUGGCUGACUUUGGUCUGGCCCGUGAUGUCCUGGACAAGGAGUACUACAGUGUCCAGCAGCACCGCCACGCUCGCUUGCCUGUCAAGUGGAUGGCGCUGGAGAGUCUGCAGACCUACAGAUUCACCACCAAGUCUGACGUGUGGUCGUAUGGUGUGCUGUUAUGGGAGCUGCUGACACGGGGUGCCCCUCCAUACCCCCACAUCGACCCUUUUGACCUUACUCACUUCCUGGCCCAGGGUCGGCGCCUACCCCAGCCUGAGUAUUGCCCAGAUUCUCUGUACACUGUGAUGCAGCACUGCUGGGUGGCGGACCCCAUGGCACGACCCACCUUCGGCGAGCUAGCAGGGGAAGUGGCACUCGUGGUGGCUGCGCUGCGAGGGGACCACUACGUGCAGCUGCCCGUGGCCUACGUGAACGUGGGCCCUGGUGCCCCUGACAAGGCAAUCAUGCCCUUGGAACAGUCACCAUCCCCAACAGUGCACAGGAGCCCAGGGCGGCCCCGGCCCCUCUCAGAGCCACCGAGACCCACGUGACCUCAGCCCCAGGCGGGCCUUGGGGCUUGGACCUGCAUAGCGGUGGCAGUUACCCCAAGCUGCCUCUGGGCUGGCCUCUGCCGUGUCCCGGUCCCUUCACCUUCAGGGGCAUAGGAGGACUGCAAGGCAUAUUGGUCUCUCGCUCCUCAGGAGGACCCAGUGCGGGGAUCCUUGAUGCAGUAUUUAUGAGGUGUCUGCUGUGUGCCUGGCUGCUGGGCACAGGGGACUCAGGGGUGACCACUGGCCCUUAAAUCAGUAAAUGAACAAAUGAAUAUUUAA
This is a messenger RNA of Bubalus bubalis (water buffalo), 8412 nucleotides long. It is a transcript of the gene MST1R, whose product is annotated as macrophage stimulating 1 receptor. The record is from RefSeq and is a predicted model, not a curated record. The coding region runs from base 3928 to 8133 and encodes 1401 amino acids. NCBI's taxonomy places the organism in Eukaryota, Metazoa, Chordata, Mammalia, Artiodactyla, Bovidae. Gene Ontology annotation, biological process: multicellular organism development; cell surface receptor protein tyrosine kinase signaling pathway; cell migration. The transcript is spliced from 20 exons. Gene Ontology annotation, molecular function: transmembrane receptor protein tyrosine kinase activity; ATP binding; protein binding. Gene Ontology annotation, cellular component: signaling receptor complex; membrane.